AUGCCUCUACGCGCCAAAGUGAUCAACCCUGCCUUCCAGGCUACCUCUUCGAUGUCGACAUCAGCAAACGCCACCAAAGAACUCCCCGGAGACGAAGCCGAUGACGUUUUGUUCAACUCGAUUUACGGCCUUCGCAGCGUUGAGCUCAACCGACCCAAGAAGCUCAACUCCCUCAAUGGCUCCAUGGCCCGGAAGAUUCUCCCUCGGUUGCAGGAAUGGGAAAAGUCUCACUUGGCAAACAUUGUUCUCAUCUCCGGCGCUGGCUCCAAAGCUCUUUGCGCAGGAGGUGAUGUCGCAGCAUUGGCACUACAGAACGAGAAGGGACUCGAGGGACAACAAGCAUCCACGGAUUUCUUCGGACUUGAAUAUCGCCUCGACCACUUGAUCGCUACAUACUCGAAGCCUGUGAUUUCUUUCAUGGACGGCAUCACCAUGGGCGGCGGUGUUGGUCUCAGCAUGCACGCUCCUUUCCGAAUUGCGACCGAGAGAACCGUCUUCGCUAUGCCCGAGACCACCAUUGGCUUCUUCCCUGAUGUGGGUGGCUCGUUCUUCCUGCCGCGAUUGGAUGGCGAGACAGGUACCUACUUGGCUAUGACUUCCGCGCGCCUGAACGGUGUGCAGGCUCUCAAUGCUGGUAUCGCCACUCACUAUCUUCACUCUAGUGUUUUGGGCAGUGUCACCCAGCGUCUUUCGGAGCUGGUCUUCCCCGAUAAUGUUGCUCUUCCUGAGCGCUUAGACGCCGUCAACAAGACUAUGGCUGAAUUCUCGGUUGGCAUUCCUUUGGAUGAGUCCAGAAUUCUUGCUGGUCACAACCGUCGCUCCAUCGACCGUUGCUUCGGAUUUGACACGAUUGAGGAGAUUUUCUUGGCCUUGGAGAAGGAGAAGGAGACCAACGAGAAGUGGGCAAAGGAGACCUUGGAGACGCUUUCAUCACGCUCCCCAACCUCUCUCAAGGUGACAUUGCGCCAGAUGCGCGUUGGUAAGAAGUGGGACAUCGCGGAGACCUUCAAGCGUGAGCACCAGAUCGCAGCCAACUUCAUGCGUCACCCAGAUUUCGUUGAAGGUGUGAAGGCCCGCUUAAUGUCUAAGCCCGCCCGUCAGGCUGAGUGGCAACCGGCUACUUUGGGGGAGGUCUCGCAGGAAGAUGUCGAUAACUUCUUCAAGGUGCCCGAAGGCGAGACUACCCUGGAGUUGCUGAACAACAAGACCUACCAGAACUACCCACAUGAGCGCUUUGCUCUUCCCAGCGAAGCUGCCAUUGAAGAGACUGUGCGGAACAACCGUAUGUCCAAGAAAGAGACGGUCAAGCACAUGGUUGAGCGAUGGGGUCAGAAGGAGGGUGUGGCUGAGAAGGUAUACAAUGUGCUCUCUAAGCGCACCAAGGAAGGUGAAAAUGGUGGCUUGACCUGGGUAUAA
This is a messenger RNA of Penicillium verhagenii, 1416 nucleotides long. RefSeq names its product mitochondrial 37S ribosomal protein mS47. Gene Ontology annotation, cellular component: mitochondrion. The transcript is spliced from 3 exons. The coding region runs from base 1 to 1416 and encodes 471 amino acids. NCBI's taxonomy places the organism in Eukaryota, Fungi, Ascomycota, Eurotiomycetes, Eurotiales, Aspergillaceae. Gene Ontology annotation, biological process: L-valine catabolic process. The record is from RefSeq and is a predicted model, not a curated record. Gene Ontology annotation, molecular function: 3-hydroxyisobutyryl-CoA hydrolase activity.